AUGGCGAGCAUUGAUCGCUACCGGCCGCCUCGCGAAGGCUACCAGCCGCCCAGUCUCCCGAGCGGUUCCCGCAACGAACAGGCGUCGCGAUCCCCUCCUCGACGCCGCAAUGUGCCCCCUGCGGCGCCCACGCCUCCUCAACACAGCACGCGAACGUCCCCCCCGCGACCGAAUACCCUCUCCAGCCAACGGUCCCCCUCGCAAUCCGGCAGGCAGACGCCCAUGGCCCCGUUGAAUCAAUGGUUCUUCACCUCGGACGAGGUGCACAGCACUCCGAGCAUCGUCGACGGCAUUCCCCCGUCCGAGGAGAGGCUGCGAAGAGCAAAGGGCAUCAACUUCAUCUACCAGGCCGGUGUCAUGCUGGACCUGCCGCAGAUCACACUCUGGGUGGCCGGCGUUUUCUUCCACAGAUUCUACAUGCGCUUCGGCAUGGUGCAGGAAAGAGGUGGCAUUCAUCAUUAUAACAUUGCCGCCACCGCGCUGUUCCUCGCGAACAAGGUCGAGGAGAAUUGCAGGAAAACCAAAGAUAUCAUUAUUGCGGUCGCAAAGGUGGCCCAGAAGAAUGCAAAACUCGUGAUUGACGAGCAGAGCAAAGAAUACUGGCGAUGGCGGGAUAGCAUCCUCACCUAUGAGGAAAUUAUGCUGGAACAACUGACCUUUGACCUCAUGGUUGACAACCCGUACCGUCACCUGUUUGAGCUCCUCGGACAGCUGGAAAUUGUUCACAACAAGCACUUGAGACAGGCAGCUUGGGCUUUUUGUAACGACGCCUGCCUGACGGCGCUGCCGCUCCUCAUCGAGGCGAGAGACGUGGCCAUUAGCGCUAUUUUCUUUGCCAGCGUCCACACCAGUCAACAGAUUGACGACAUUGGCGGGGAUCCGUGGUGGAAGUAUCUGAACGGGGACGAGGACCGCUGCGCCAGGGCCAUCGAGGUCAUGCGACAGUUCUACACGGAGAACCCGCUUAGGAAGCAGAACCCGUCGCUCCCGUCGCCCGCGUUUGACCUGGAGAAUACGCGGCGGCGAGCGGACACGCUGUUGAGCCAAGCAGAUACGCUCUCGUCCACCGGCGGAACCCCGAUGGACGUCGAGCGAGCCAGCCGCAGCCCAAUAGCGAGAACAAACGGCGUCACCGACAGGGGAGCCGAGAGGGAUCGGAAUCAUGAGACAGCAUGUCAACCUGGGGCAGACGGGGCCGACAGUGGUCCAAGGUCCCCACCCAAGAGAAAAGACUUCGAUGCUGACUCUAGCGCUGUUCAGGGAAGAGCGGAGAAGCGAGCGAGACUCUCGGAAGAUGAGGGUGAGCUGGUGGAAGGUUGA
Messenger RNA from Hirsutella rhossiliensis, 1320 nucleotides. Its product is annotated as cyclin pch1. The transcript has 2 exons. NCBI's taxonomy places the organism in Eukaryota, Fungi, Ascomycota, Sordariomycetes, Hypocreales, Ophiocordycipitaceae. Gene Ontology annotation, cellular component: cyclin/CDK positive transcription elongation factor complex; nucleus. Gene Ontology annotation, biological process: regulation of transcription by RNA polymerase II; positive regulation of DNA-templated transcription, elongation. Gene Ontology annotation, molecular function: cyclin-dependent protein serine/threonine kinase activator activity. The record is from RefSeq and is a predicted model, not a curated record. Bases 1 to 1320 code for a protein of 439 amino acids.